Molecule: messenger RNA, 2629 nt
Organism: Ananas comosus (pineapple)
Lineage: Eukaryota; Viridiplantae; Streptophyta; Magnoliopsida; Poales; Bromeliaceae
Product: GTP-binding protein At2g22870
Exons: 4
Coding region: 1212-2180 (322 amino acids)
Molecular function (GO): GTP binding
Source: RefSeq, a predicted model, not a curated record
AUUGGGCUUAAAAUCUUUCACAAAAACUUUUAAGAUUGUUAUGGAUGCUCAAAGAGGAUGUAGCUCUUUUAACAUGGUGAACAAAUAAACUCAGCUUGAAAACUUUCAAAGGAUAUUCAGAACUUCAUGAUGAAUGUUGAAUGAGGGGACCCAUCGAGUACUGGAACUUGAAAAUUUCGGAUUCAUGUGCUUCUCUAAAAUUUCUAGAUGCUGCCAAAUUUCAAACCUUUGUAAUAUCUGGAAAGUAGAUAUAGAACUUUUGUAAAACAUAUUUGUGUACUGAACAGAAUCUCCUCAAUACCAAUAUCUCUUUUCCCCUUCCAUUGAAGUUUAGAGAGGUUUACAGUUCAUGAGGUUAUGUAUAUUCCUUAUUAUCAUUCUCCAAUGGCAAGAAAGCUGUACAGAUUUAUGAGCAUUGUUAGUUUAUGCUUUUAUCUGAUAUAUAAAGUAAUACGUGAACAUACAGACUUGAUCAGAUUUCCUCUUUGAAACUUUUCAGAUAUCUAUGUUUUCUUUAUCUGUUCCCGAAAAUACGUCUUUUUAAACUUUUCCUGCUUGGCUCUGUGGAAGCAUUGGUUUCUUGUUGUUCCUGCAUUCUUGUCCUCGUCACAAUUCCCCAUCUCACAAUAUAUGGAGUGAGCUGUUUCAGAUUUUAGUUUCAAAGAUGUUUCAGAUGUGCACUCAAUUCCUCAGUUUAUUCACCAGCUAUGUUAGGCACUAUACGGGAUAUAUGUACUAGAGCUCUUGGUAUAGUUUUGUCCUCGAUGUUAUUUGGAGAAUUGGUCAACAAGGAGAAUUAUACUAUUCCACAAUCUUCUGCUGCUAAUGUUUCGUGUGUUCUAGAUCAAAGGCCUCUUUGAUAAUAUAAAUGACGAUCUCUGUUGGAGGCAAGAUCCUAUCUCCAUCAUCUUGCCAACGAAAGAUCUUCUCGUCCUGCCGUGCCUCGCCCUGCUCAAAAAGCAAACGUCGACAAAGUACGUUGGCUCAAGAUCCAACAAACUAAAAAUUAUUUGUUUUGGGGUGGUGAGAACUGAGACCGAUAAUUGAAGGGAAGAUUUGAAUGAGCUAAUCGAAAAUAAAGGGAAUAAAACGGAUUUAGCCAAAAAAUUGAAGUUCAAAAUUUUACUUUGUUGUUAAGGGAAAAAGAGGAGAGGAAUAGUGAAUAGUAAGUUGAGAACGAAAUGUAAAUAUUUGGGCGCUCCACGCCUGAUAUGGUGGACCAGGUUCACUCAGCAAUUUCCCUGCACACGCACGCUCUACCUCGUCGAGGAUUUAUCAUCCACUUCGACUGUGAAGAAGCAUCUCAGCCGCACUUCCCCGCGAUGCUCCUCCUCCAACCCCGCAUCCUCCCCCGCUUCUUCUUCUUCUCCUCCGCCCUCCCCUCCCCCUCUCCCUCCUUCCUCCUCCCUCCGACCAAACCCCGCCCCUUCUCCCUCCUCACCACCAAAUCCCACGUCGCUCUCUCCUCCCCCUCCCUCGAAACCCUAGAAUCCAACCCCGCGCCGCUCGAGGACGAUCCCUUACUACCGAUCCGGAUCCCCUUCGACAAGCUCUUCGUUCCCCCGGAGGUCGACCUCCCCCUCGGCGGCGCCGCCGCCCCCGCCACCGCCGCGGCUGCUGCGAGCGGGAGGGUGCUGAAGGGGUCCAACAUCGUGCUCGGCCCCUACGCUAAGGAUGCUCAGGUUGUCACCGCCGAGUUCGUGAAGAGUAGUGUGAGGAACGAGGAUUGCCCCGCCGACGGCCUCCCCGAGUUCGCCCUCGUCGGCCGAUCCAACGUCGGCAAAUCCUCCCUCCUCAAUUCCCUCGUCCGCCGCAAGCGCCUCGCCCUCACCUCCAAGAAGCCAGGAAAAACCCAACUUAUCAACCAUUUCCGGAUAAACGAUAGUUGGUACCUUGUUGAUUUGCCCGGAUAUGGAUAUGCAGCUGCACCGCAGGAGUUGCGUACCAAUUGGGGCGAGUUCACCAAAAAUUACUUCCUCAACCGAGAGACAUUGGUAUCUGUGUUCCUCCUUAUAGAUGCUAGUAUUCCCGCUAAGAAGAUUGACCUCGAAUAUGCUAGCUGGCUUGGCCGAAACAAGGCCGCACCACCUUGGAUCAUGACCAGUAGCGUGACUAACCAAGGUCGUGACGAGAUUCUUUUGCACAUGUCUCAGCUCAGAAACUAUUGGCUGAAACAUUAGAAGAAUCCCUCUGUACAAAAGGCACUGCUAAGAAUGUGAAAUGUAUUCUACAAGUUUCUCCAAUCGGCUUCAGCUUCUUGGAUAAUAGCAAUGAAUUCUCACCAUAAGAGAAGUGCUUCGGCUGCUGCAUCUUCAAUCGGGGAACACCAACAAGCCUGAGAAAUGCCAACCUGGUUUAUCACUUUGUAUUUUCAUCCCAGCUCACUUAUUCUUCUUUUUCUUUUCUCGUCUUUUGCGAUGUUUGCACGGGGAGAGAAAAAGAACAAUUUAUGGUUUAUGAAAGAUAUAAGUUCCAUUAAGUUCUCUUGUACUUUUUUGUUCAGCCAUAUUUUGUAAACAUGAGAGCCUACUCUCUCCUAGUGCAUGUUGGAUGUUAGAAUAAGUUAAGAUGCACUAAUUUGUUUUUGAAAAGGCGAUUAUAAUAGAUUAGUUAGUUUAAUUGGUUUCAA